CCGCGUCGCUUCCCUUUUAUGUCGGUGGGGAAGCGGAAAGCAGGAAGCAGCUGCAGAAAGAGACAGGCGCGUUUCCCCCUAAAGCCACGCCUGCUCGGGGCUGAUCGCAUUGCAAACCCGGCCGCUUGCCAUUUUCGCAGCCUGGGACAAUGUCCGGGGCCGGUGGACUACCUGCCAGCAAUGUUAAGUACUGCCGGGUCCCAGACGGCGAAGACGGCUACAUCGACCUACAGUUCAAGAAGACCCCGCCCAAAGUCCCAUAUAAGGCGAUUGCCCUGGCCGCCUUCUUGUUCCUGAUUGGCUCGUUAUUGAUUGUAAUUGGAGCCCUGCUCCUGGCUGGAUACAUUGAAGUCACACGUCCGCAGCGCACCGUGCCGGUCCUUAUCGUCGGAGUCCUCGUCUUCCUCCCCGGCUUCUACCACCUGCGCAUCGCCUGCUACGCUUCCAAGGGCUACCGCGGCUACUCCUUCGACGACAUCCCGGACUUCGACCACUGAGCCAAUGGCGUACGACGUGGCCCCUGCUCGUAGCCAAUGGCGCACGACAUGGCCUCUGCUCGUAGCCAAUGGCGAAGCGAGUCGUCGCCGCAUCUUCUCUGCCACCCUACAGCCCUUCGCAUUUUGAGUUUAUCUCCCAACCUCGCGUCGGUAGCAGACUUUAUACAAUCAUGUGAAUUUUAAUGCAAAAGCGUCUUUCUUAUGUUUAGCGUCUGUUGUAAAGACAAUUUAUCCAGCUUGUAUAAAAUGCUUAAUUGUUUAUUAUAGAAAAUGUACAGAUCUGCAUUGAAAUUCUGUCUUGAGAGGGAAGCACUGAUUUACGAUACAGCGUAUAGAGAAUACUGAACUCCAGGCGUAAGAACCAAUACAGAUGGGCUGCUGUGUAAAUUCUUCUACUGUGCAUAAUCUCAACUUGUUUCUUGUCGUCUUGGUGAAACCACAGAGCCGGUAUUUAUCCAUCCACCAAAAUUAGUGUUUGAGUUGACAGUGGUGGUUUCACAUUCAGCACUUGGUGAUAGAUGUAAUAUAGAUGUUAUCUCUUUUUCGUUCUCUUGGCUAUGAACAUUCCCCGUUACUCCAAGAGCAUCAUUUUUUGGGUGUCGUAAAACAAGAGUAUCCAUGUAGCAAUUUCCUGUUAAUGCAGGUGUAAUUAAAUAAUACAUCCAACUAAGUAAAUGUUUAAAUUCACCUAAAAUGUGCCUUGCUGCUGAAAUGUAGUGUUUAUUUACAUUUGUAUUCCACUAGUGGUAACGAAUUACUAUUUGUGUACGACGUUUAUUACAGUAAACGUCACAUGCUCCCAAAAAUUAAAUUAAAUUUAAUAUUUUUAUGUUAAAAA
Messenger RNA from Paramormyrops kingsleyae, 1335 nucleotides. RefSeq names its product transmembrane protein 230-like. Gene Ontology annotation, cellular component: endomembrane system; synaptic vesicle. The record is from RefSeq and is a predicted model, not a curated record. Lineage: Eukaryota; Metazoa; Chordata; Actinopteri; Osteoglossiformes; Mormyridae. Gene Ontology annotation, biological process: synaptic vesicle transport.